GUUGGGCGGAAACAACGCAAAAAGAUCAGGACCGCGUUCAGUUGCCAAACGUCUUGAAACCUUGCAGAUAGAAAUGCAUGAAUAGAGGCGACGUGAUUCCUUAUUCUACAUGUCAGGGUGGCAAGUUUUUUUCUACUUAACAUAUUUAUUUCCGAUUGUUCCAAAACGUCCCUGGGCAAAUGAAGGACGCGGCGGCGGGCAUGCGCGUUCCUUCAGCGCUUGGAAAGUUUUCCUGCAAGUUGAGCGGAGCAGAGGAGAACACUUGAAGCUGCGGAGCAGCAUAAUGCGUUGGCUUGAGUGAGGAGGCAAGCAACAGAGAACGAAAUAAAACAAUGUGUUUUUCAUUGAAGUUUACAACAAUAAAUAAGGAUUUGUAAAAUAAGUGUUGGCAAUAACUUUGGAAAGUUGGAUAUCGCAUCAUAACGCACUAUUGGAGAGACUGGGACUUGCACCACUGUGAGAAGAGAAUAGAGAGAGGACACACCUUGGUUGAGUAGAGACAUUAAAGCUACAGCCUAACUAGCCCCCAUACCUUACAUCUCAAUAUCCAUCUAUCUAUGUUGAACUCUGGCUAUCUGCAAUGCUAGACCACAACCAGUCCUAAACCCUAGUUGAGCCCUAUCCUAACUCCCAACUAGCCUCUAUGCUCUUCAACCAGUCCCAGUCCUAAACCCUAGUUGAGCCCUAUCCUAACUCCCAACUAGCCUCUAUGAUCUUCAACCAGUCCCAGUCCUAAACCCAAGUUGAGCCCUAUCCUAACUCCCAACUAGCCUCUAUGCUCUUCAACCAGUCCCAGUCCUAAACCCUAGUUGAGCCCUAUCCUAACUCCCAACUAGCCUCUAUGAUCUUCAACCAGUCCCAGUCCUAAACCCAAGUUGAGCCCUAUCCUAACUCCCAACUAGCCUCUAUGCUCUUCAACCAGUCCCAGUCCUAAACCCAAGUUGAGCCCUAUCCUAACUCCCAACUAGCCUCUAUGCUCUUCAACCAGUCCCAGUCCUAAACCCAAGUUGAGCCCUAUCCUAACUCCCAACUAGCCUCUAUGCUCUUCAACCAGUCCCAGUCCUAAACCCUAGUUGAGCCCUAUCCUAACUCCCACCUAGCCUCUAUGCUCUUCAACCAGUCCCAGUCCUAAACCCAAGUUGAGCCCUAUCCUAACUCCCAACUAGCCUCUAUGCUCUUCAACCAGUCCCAGUCCUAAACCCAAGUUGAGCCCUAUCCUAACUCCCAACUAGCCUCUAUGCUCUUCAACCAGUCCCAGUCCUAAACCCAAGUUGAGCCCUAUCCUAACUCCCAACUAGCCUCAAUGCUCUUCAACCAGUCCCAGUCCUAAACCCUAGUUGAGCCCUAUCCUAACUCCCACCUAGCCUCUAUGCUUAUCAACCUAACCGUGUCCGUCAAGGAGUCCCGUGCCUUUCAUGGACCGCCACCCGCCAGCCCUCGCGGUGUUGCACCCCUCGUCUUGGAAGUGACAGCGAUGGACACCCUUCCUGGCCUUACCUCUGCUCCCCUAACCCAAACCCCUCCUCCACCACCUCCUCCCCCCCCUCCUCCGCCCCCACCUCCCUCCACCUCCUGCUCCUCUCCUCUGACCCGUAUGGACUCGGCCCAUCGCAGCCGGCUGAGGAAGCUGAACUGGGAGCAGAUCCCUAAGGAGAAGGUGGAGGGGAGGAAGAGUGUCUGGAGCGGAGCGGCUACGGAGGAAGAAGAUUUCCCUAUAGACCUCCAUUCUCUGGAUGAGCUGUUUGGACAGAAGGACAGUAAACCUCAGGACAGAGCAGGAAGUUUGAGACGCAGGUCUGUGCUGAUGCGAUGCAGUUCACCCAAGGACACCACCACAGAUAAGGUCUCACUACUGGACUCCAAACGCAGUAUGAAUGUUGGGAUAUUUCUACGGCAGUUUAAGACGGCUGUCCAGGACAUAGUUGAGGAUAUCCGGCAGGGGGUUGGGACCCGCUACGGGGCCGAGAAAUUGUCUGAGCUCUGCAAACUUCUGCCUGACGCAGACGAGGAGGCUCGUCUGAAGAGGUUCAAGGCAGAACGCAGUGGGCUUGGGGAACCUGACCUCUUCAUGAUUCUGCUAGUGGAAGUCCCAAGCUUUCGUCUGCGUCUGGAUGCCAUGAUCCUACAAGAGGAGUUUGACCCUGCCGUGACCUCUCUCUGUUUGGCGGCCAGAUGUCUGAGGGAGGCGGCCAGAGAGCUGUUGAGCUGUCCUGAGCUGCACUCCAUCCUCCGUCUGGUUCUGAAGGCAGGAAACUACAUGAACGCUGGUGGGUACGCAGGCAAUGCAGCAGGGUUCCGAAUCCCAUCCCUGCUCAAGCUGGCCGACACUAAAGCCAACAAGCCAGGCAUGAACCUCCUGCACUUCGUGGCCAUGGAAGCGGUGAAAAAGGACCAGAGUUUACUGUCGUUUCCCGGCCAACUAGGACACGUCGGCCCCGCCUCCAGGUUGUGUGAGGAGUCGGUAGUAGAGGAUCUCUCCAGGCUCCACAUGCAUGUGGCAUCCCUGAGGAUCAGUGUCCAGACGGAGGCAGAGAUCCAGCAGCUCACACAGCCUUUCCUGGAGGUGGCAGAGGAGCGUCUGAAGGAAGCAGAGGAUGAGGUGGAGGGGAUGAGGAUGUCCAGUCAGGCUCUGGUCCAGUUCUUCUGUGAGGAUGACAGCACUUUUAAACUGGAGGAGGCCUGCAGGGUCUUCCACUCAUUCUGCCUUCGCUUCCAAAGAGCCGUACAGGAAAAUGCUGAGCGGGAACAGAAGGAGCAGAAACGGAUGGAGCGUGAGAUAGUGGAGAAGCGUCGCUCCGUGGCCGUGUGUACAGGGCUGGACCUGGACCUGGCUGUGGUUACGGGUCGGGUGUCACCACCGGGAACCCAGGAGAACCAGAAUGACCUAGAGAAAACCCUUGAGAACCUGAGCCACACCUGGAGCCGGCGCAGCCUUAGAACCCAGGAGAACCGCAGGCACUCCCACCACCUCCAGAACUACACCUCCGCUCCUAUUCAGACAUCUCCAGGGCUGCCCUGCCCCACCUACCCCAACCAGGAGAGACCGUCCCUGGGGACCGAGACCAGGACAGAGCCCCUGGUCCAUCAGCAUCAACCAGUCCUGGAGACUAAGGGACCAAAUCAUGAGGGGACAACUCAGACUCAAGUCUCACAACCGCAACAUGAACUGACUUCUAACAUCACUCAAACCCAGUGUGGACGUAGAUUCAAUGUCACCCAAACCCAACAUGGAAUAUUUCCUAACGUCAUUGAAAGCCGACUUGCACCAACGGCUCGAGUGACUCAAACCCACGAUGAACGGACAGUUGAUGCCAGCCCUGACCAGCGUGUACUGACCACUAAGUCUAUGGCCAGUCCUUAUAGACACUCCUCCACUACCACUACUGCCAUCCCCAGUGUGAGAAGAAAUACCAUUGGUCUUAGACACAGGUAUGGCCUAGAGGGGACUGACCCUACCCCUGUUUCUCAGGCGAAACACACAGACACCUCAGUCAGAGACGCAGCGCAUCAGGACCCUGACCUCGCUCAGCUAACAGGGUCAACGGUCACUCAGGUGACUCAGCAGCCCUUCGAGAGCCAAUCAGAAACAUCCAUGGCCACUGACACCCCAGACGGUGUCCAAUCACAAUCCCAGGAGGCUAAGGGAGCCAAUGAGACCACACCAGGACAUGGUGGUGCCUUGGAGCUGAGGCUUUCACCUAAGGGCGGACCAACCCAGCAGAGGGAAAACGAAUCUUCCUCUACACCAGUGGAACAGAGCUGGCUGCCUCCCAGCCUAACAGAGCUGAGCCCACAGCGGGCACAGGAAUGCCCAGAGGUCUCCAGCCCUGACAGGGAGAGGGACAGGUCGUACCCACGUGUGGGCGAAACCCUUGAGUGCCACACCCUGGUCCGAGGUCUGCGUUCCUACGACAACCUAUCCCCUCCUCCCACCCCCACCACAACACUCUCCAGAGCCCCACCCAGCCUCUGCUCCAAGUGGAGGAAAGCGAAGCAGGCGGAGACUCCAGGGGCUGGUUCUGGGUCUCCAAUGGGGAAAGAGGACUCUCGGGGCGGGGGGAUGUCUCCUGUUGUCCUAGGAGGGGCUAAGCGGGGCUUGGUACCCCGUGCAGGUCUACCGAACAAUACUGCUAUCCAUAGGGUGCAUUUUCUUUCCAAACCAGAGACACAAACACCCACCGGCCCCGUUCCAAAUCCUAAUUUACAGACUACACCACGUUCCACUCAUCUGGCGUCCCCGUCCAUACGCAGCGCCUCCAUACGCUCCUCACCCAUCACACGUCCUACUACUACCCAGACAGAGGUGAAGCGGCGCGGUAGCACCAGGAGUGAGAGGAGCCAAGCUGGGGUUGAGAACCAGCAGCAGGCCCCAGUGAAACCCACCUUGACCCGCCGGGCAUCAGAGAGAGCUGGGCUGGGGCUUGGACCAGAGAGGGAGAGGACUUCUAGCACCAGCACCACUAGUAGUACAGCUACCACCCAGCCAGCCUUUGUCAGAGGCUCUCCUCUCAGGGUGACCAAACGUCUCGCCCCCACCUCCAACUCUGAGACCCAACACUCCUCUCAGCCCCGCUCCACACACAGCCCCUCCUCUGCUACAGCUAAAACCAUCCGUACAGCUGUUAUAGCUGCGUCCAGGACUAAAACAACCAAGACGAGCCCCGGCACAGAGCCCUCUAGAGCUGCUGUCUCUGCCUGCAAAACCCCCACAGCAACACGGAUACCUGGACCUAAAAUGUCCCGUCCUGCCUCCUCGCCCAUGUGGAAGUGAUCGUGGGAGAUCAUACCACUUUUUCAGUCUUCUGUCCACAUGCCUCGGUGUGUUUAUGUUUGUCUCCACUGUACAUGUAUGCGGGUAUCAAUAAAUGACUUGGUGAAUUGUAUCGGACCUCUCUGUUCUGGAGGGGUAGGCAGUUACCGGUCCAUGCAGACUCUCUAUUCAGCUUGUCCAGAAUCGAUGGGGUGUUUUCACUUGGGUCUGUCUUAUUGUAAAGUGCAAUUAAGGACGUACGAAGUACCUGCCAUUCUCGCUCUUGUCUGGCAAGAAGAUGACAAAGAACUGCAACUCGAACAAAAUGGCUGCCGCUACUCUACAUUUACUAUGUUUUGCAUAUGGACAGUAGCUGUACUGUCACUGUAGAUAGAAAUGUGUUCUGUUCUACACACUACCUCCAUCCACUAGUGUCCUGUCCAUGCAACAGGGCACUUCAAUGAGAUACUCUAACCACCUCACACCCAACCUGGACUGUGUCAAGCUACUGAAAUGGGUGCCUCAUUUGUAGUUCAAGAAAAUCGUAUGUUUAGAAUAAUUUGCCACUGCGGCCUCCUCUGUGUCUUGGUCUUCCAACAGAUCACUCUCAUGGACCAGUCGUUUUAGGUUGUAUGUUGAAAAUGGCGUGUUCGUCUUCAAAGGUUAUUUUAUUUAACUUCAUCUGCAUCCCAAAUUGCACCCUAUUCCCCAUAUAGUGCACAACCUUUGACCAGGAUCCCCAUACAGCUCCUGUCAAAAGUAGUGCACUAUGUAGGGAAUCAUUUCUGAGUCCUCAGUGUUUCGAGUGUGCAUUCUUAGAACUGUAUUUCUACACCUGUUGUGCUGUUUGAUUAGAUGCAUGGUCCAAACCCAGAGUGAAUAGAUUGAAUUUCUCUUUUGUUGUUUUCUCACCUUGGGCUAUCUGUUUGCCCAAUCAGCAAGCAAUUUGUAUGAUAUCGAAUUGAUUAUUGGUAAUUGAUCAUCCUCAUCUCUUCAUUCUGACGCACUUUAACAAGUGAAGAGGAGACAUGUUGCUAGGAUACUCACUGUAAUAUUCUGCUGCUGUUUAUAUAAAAAAGAUCUUAAAAUGAAUGGCAUGAAUUGUUAUCCAUGGCAACAAUGUGUGUAUUUGUAAAUAACAUAUAAAAUAAAUUUGCUAAUCAGA
Salmo salar (Atlantic salmon) is the source of this 5915-nucleotide messenger RNA. RefSeq lists its product as uncharacterized. NCBI's taxonomy places the organism in Eukaryota, Metazoa, Chordata, Actinopteri, Salmoniformes, Salmonidae. The record is from RefSeq and is a predicted model, not a curated record.